Mixia osmundae IAM 14324 is the source of this 10370-nucleotide messenger RNA. RefSeq lists its product as uncharacterized. The transcript is spliced from 22 exons. The record is from RefSeq and is a predicted model, not a curated record. Bases 300 to 10202 code for a protein of 3300 amino acids. Gene Ontology annotation, cellular component: fungal-type vacuole membrane. Lineage: Eukaryota; Fungi; Basidiomycota; Mixiomycetes; Mixiales; Mixiaceae.
UUGCCGUCGUCUGGUUUCUUCGUCUUCAGCAUUGUGCAGAGACAGCGGCGUGAGCAGCAGAGACAAGAGUGACAGCGAAGACACAGUGUGUGCACGCGCAUGUCACGACUCUACCAUGCACAUCAUUGACAUUGACAUGGCGGUCUCCAGUCGAUUGCAAAAGCUGUGCGGGCUCAUACGACGGCCUGGCACUGCUCGGUAUUGGAAUGCAUGUGGGAUCACUGAUUGCUUGACAGGCGGUUUCCACGACAGUAUCGGUGCCUUUCAGGCUUCAAAUAUACAACUGAGGAUUCCACGAUAUGGCCACCACAGUAGGCGAUGAUGGUUACAUCCACUAUGGUGCAGCUUCUUCGAGAGCUGGCAAUGUGCCAGCAUCGACAGGCUCCCCUGAAGCCAGCGGCAGCGGAUCAGGCACACUCAAAGGCAGCUCUGACUUCCGCACACCAACGCAUUCCCGAAAUGGAUCGACGGCGAGCGGCUCGACUGCCCCCUUGACGGCUUCCGCCCGUCGCAAAAACGGCACAACGGGCAAAUACAUCUCGCCUACACAUAGCCGCGGCGAUUCUCUCUCAUCGAUGCCCGAGUCAGGUUACUCCAAUCGGUCAGGUGAUCUUGACAAGGCUUACCGCGCCGGCAUGCCGAUCGGUCUUCUCGCGGCUAUGGGUACGCCAUACGCCAAGAAGCCGCUCUACCGAAGCACGAAAUGCAAAGUACUCUGCCUUGCUGUUCUGCCGAUUAUAGUGAUCGUUGUCGUGCUCAUCACCGUGUUCCCGGUUCUCCAGGCAAUCGCAAAGCACGCAUUGCACACUUCGGUUCUGCACAUCUACACCUCUAACUUGACAUUCCUGGCCAACGACUCAUUCGCGCUUACCUUGGAUGGCGAGGCGACUAAGACAGGCAUCUUUCCGGCGCAUAUCUUCUUCCAUCGGCCUGUUGAGGUGUACUGGAUCAAUCCCGACAAUAUGGGAGAGCUCAUGCUAGGCACCUUUCCACUCGAAUAUCUGGGUGCAGCAGCCGGUCACGGCCGGAUUCAUCAGGAGACAUUCUUCACCAUUACGGACGCAGCAGGCUUUGGUCGCUUUGCAGAAUAUCUGAUCACGCAAGAGGCCUUCACAUGGCGCUUGCGCUCAGGCAGCGUCCAGGCAAAGGCUUUCUCCUUCCUUGGCACGCGCGACCUUGAGUUUGUCAAAGAUCUGACCCUCCCUGGCAUGGCCAAUUUCACGAAUGUGGCUAUUGCAGACUUUCAGCUUCCAGGCGAUGAUCCGGCGGGCGGCAUCACACUCGACGUCGUUACGACGCUGACAAACCCCAGCGCCUUUGGUGUCGAAGUAGGCACACUCAUGGUCGAUCUCUUCUAUCAGGACCUCUAUCUGGGGCCAGCACAGACCAGCCAGUUUGUCAAUCUCACGUCGGGCUUCAACAGCUUUCCGCUGACUGGUCGAUUACUAUCGUAUGCCGGUAACCAGACCGCUCUUGCCCAACUUGGCGUAUUAUUCACUAAUUACGUCAAUGGCGACUCGACUUUGGUGACUGCCGUCGGCCGUAGCGUUACGCUACCCAACGGAGACUCGAUUGCAUGGCUCAAUCAGGGCAUACGUGCGCUCCAGCUCAUCGUGCCCCUCAAAUCGCCUACCGGACCUCUCAAUCCGAUCAAAGACAUUCAAAUCCAGACUUUCAGUCUGACAUUUCCAGGUGCACCGACAUCAUAUCAACCUACUGCUGCUUCCAAUAACCUGAUGGCUGGCAUCGGCCUCCCAUUCGGAUUCAGCUUGAAUAUCUCAGCAGUCGCUGCGCAGAUUACGAUCGUUCAGAACUAUACCAAUAUUGCCCAAGUGCAAGGUGUAACAGGCGCAGCGACGACCAUUCUUAAUUCCGUAAAUGCCGGCUUUACCACGGGUACACUUGCGUUGAUCUUGCCGCCUUCGCCAUUGGUUGUUCCCGAUACGUAUGAAGGCCAUCUGAUUUACAGUCAGUUCCAGAAAGAUUUCACUGCGACCAAUGGUAGCUCCUUCUUCCUCAACGGCACAACGACUGCUACGACGUCUACACCAAUCGGCGAGAUCAUUCUCAACCCAGUCAAUUUCUACGUACCUGCCGGCUUGAUCGGACUGCAGCUACUUCAGACAGCGCCCACACUUAUUCUGUCGGUCGAUGUGACAGGUGGUACGCCAGAAUUUAUCGAGCUCAACAUUCUUGUUGGCCUCACGAACCCAUCUAACUUGUUGCUUGAUGUCGGUGAUGUAACAUUCCAGCUCUUUAGGAAUGGCGACUUCCUUGGCAGGACGAUAUUGCCAUCUUUGUCGCUGUCGAUAGGAUACCAGACACACACAUCGAUUGGCCAAUUUGAGGCGAAUAAUAACCCUACCGCACUCGAUACCCUAAAUCGGUUCACGCAAGGCCUUGACUCACAGCUGAGCAUAGGCGGCUACAAUGGAUCAAGUCCUUACGACUCCUUGCAGCAGGCAUUUAUGGCGCUGCAGCUCAACGCGACCCUUGGCGGCUUGCAGACACAACUGCUCAAUUAUGCUGCGCUUACAGUGCUACCAACGACAAAUUUCGCAGACAACAUAGCUGAUGCGACCGUCUCGCUCCAGAAUCCGUUCACUUCGGUGUUAGACAUCACCAAUAUUCAGAGCAACAUAACGUCUCGCGGUUUGUAUUUGGGUUCCAUCGUGACGGACACGAACUUCAUAGCGGGCGGCAAGACUGCAACGAUCUCACCAGCUCUGCCGUUUGGCCUGAAUCUUUACCCGCCAGAUAUCUUUUCGCUGCUACGAGAAUUGGCUGUGGAAGCGGGCUUAGAUCCAGCCUAUAUCGACGGUAUCGUGCAGCUCGGCGGCUACGAGUAUGUACCAACCAGCGGACCUGGCACUCGCAAGGUCAAGCGUGCGAUGCCUCAAGAAGAUGAGGACGACGCCACACUAUGGGCGGACUUCGGUGCCAGUAGUCUCAACGAACUCUUGGUUGCGCCAGGCAAGGUCUCUGGAUCCAUGACUGGGCGCCAUGCAUCGUAUUUGACAGAUCCACAUCGACCUGAGCGUGCUCAGCACCGACUCCAUAAGCGUAACUUAUACACUGGAUUCGACCUGCCUACGUAUGUCGACACAGCUUUCAAACAACUCACUGUCAAUGUCGCGCUCGUCUCUGUCGUCUCGAUCGGUCAAUUCACGACCGAUCUUACGUACUCUCAGGCUGACGUCCCAGUUGUCACGGAUCAGACGCUUAAUUUGCUGCUGCCGGUUCUCGCGUUGCCCAUCGUGCAGAAGAUCGUAGAUGGCGCGGUACUUGCGGUCGAUACCGUGACGAUAACGAACCCAAUGCUCAACUCGUUCGGCACUGGUCUCACUGGCUCGAUCACCCAAUCUGGGCCUUUCGACGCAGUCAUCUCGUUUCCUCAAGGCCUGACAGUCGCUUGGAAUGGCGCGCCAUUAGGACAAAUCGCUAUGCCCGACGUCUCUCUCGUCGGCGAUGUAGGUGCGACACUCAACUUGCAGGCUGCAUUCAGUGUUGCAGACGUUGGACACCUUACCGAUUUUACUAGCUACCUUUUGACAGAAAAGUCGUUCACCUGGGAGAUUUUUGGCCAGAAUCUUGACAUCACUGCUCUCGGCAUCUCUGUGCCUGGCGUCAGCAUUAGCAAGACUGUCGUGCUUGCAGGCAUGGAUAGCUUCAUUGGCGACGUGCUGAUCAAUUCCUUCGAUCUACCCGCAAACGACCCGGCGGGCGGCAUCACAUUGACUCUGCAAACUACGCUGACGAACCCUGCAAGCGUGGGCGUUCAGCUUUCAACCAUUGCGUUUGAAAACACAUUCGGAGCUACAGACAUUGGGCCUGCAGCAAGCACAGCUGCAUUUGUCUUGCCGCCCAAGGGAACACUUCAGCUACCUCUUGCGGGGCGACUCAUACCACAGACGACCCAGCAAGGUCUUGAUGACGUCUCAACAAUAUUCAAUGGCUUUGUGCACGGAGUUCCAGCACAGUUGCUGGUGCACGGUGUCACGGCCGGGCCAGAUGGCGUCACAUGGCUGAACGAUGGCAUCAAGGCGCUUGCGAUUCCUGUGACUUUGCCUGCUGCGGCCAGUCUUCAGAUUAUUAAUUCUAUCACUCUCAAUCAGCUUACGCUUCUGUUCACGACUGCAACGUCCUGGUCUCCGUCGUUCUCGACAUCGAACACGGUUGCAGCCUUCCAGCUGCCAUUCGCUUUCCCGCUUGAUAUCACCGCUGCCUCGACAAAUAUCGUAUCGCAAGAUGCCGGCACCGACUUUGCGCUCAUCACUGUGCCACAGAUUCCUACGACAACAGAUGUGACAGCGCGCUUACUUACUCUGGCAUUUCAAAACGUGCCUUUUGCCGUCGAUCCGACCUAUAGCAAUCAGCAUGCGACCUUCUCACAGUUCCUGACCGAUACGACUGAUGGGGUCAACAAAUCGUUCGUCCUGCAUGGCACCGCUAGCACCGUUGCGCAGACUGCUGUCGGGGCCCUCAACAUCAACGAGAUUCCAUUCCAAGUGACGACAGAGAUUGCAGGCUUGCAAGGCUUGAAUGCUCAGCCGGCAACAGUCUCAAACCUCGACGUCUUUCAUGGUUAUCCGGAUUAUUUGCAGAUCAAUGUCAAUGCCCACAUCUUCAAUCCAUCAGAGAUCACGAUCGGAACAGGCGAUGUCUCAUUUGGACUUACCUUUAUGAAUACGGCGAUUGGCACGGCCGAUAUCACCAAUCUCGUCUUGGUGCCGGAUCAGAACACGGUACCAACCGCGGUACACUAUUCACCCCAGGGUGACGCAGCCGUUGCAGUCGGUCAGAUGCUGUUGGAGAACUUUGUGCAGGGCAUACCAUCGUCGACGGUCAUUAUUGGUUCCGCUGACACCACUCCCAUCGACUCUCUGAAGCAGGCUCUGUCCACCAUCAAGCUUGGCACCGUCAUUCCCCCUCUUAUGCAGAAUUUGAUCACUCAAGCCAACCUGGUAUUCCCUCUUGACAUCGUCCAGACAGGAAUUGCGCAGGCGACGUUCAAUCUUGACAAUCCGUUCACUGCGGCUAUCAAUCUGAAUGCUGUCGACGCGUUCGCCAUGUAUCCCCUGACCACGCCGCCGUUGCAGCUGGGCAACAUUACACAACCAAAUCUUGACCCGGUGAUUACCGCCGCAGGACAUACGCAGAUCACGAGCAGACAGCUACCAUUCAACUUUAAUCUUGACCCUAAGACUAUCAUUCAACUGCUAGUGGCACAGGCUGCCAAGAACAAUGUCGACUUGGGGCCUCUAGUCGAUCAAUUCAAUUAUGUUCUUGGUCUAGAGAGCACAGCGACUUCGAUCUCGACUGCUGUCGACACGGCAGCGCCGACAUGCGUGAGCGGAACCCAGUUUGACGUCUUUGGCGCAAUUCUGAACUCGCUCAAAAAUCUCGAUGUCAGCCUUUCGAUUCAAUCUCAGGUUCAUCUCGACGACUAUGGUACUGCGCUUGACUUUAACCAAUUCAACAUCCCGACGAUCACAGACAGCACAGCAUUGUAUCUCAUUGGCGCAGUUGGCCCGACGAUUGUGCAGAGACUUGUCGAUCAGGCAGUCUUGCAGGCUUUUUCCGCCACGAUCAACAUGUUCACUGACACUUCUUUCUUGGCGGGCAUUGUCGGUACUCUGCGCGACACCGGACCAUUCGAUGCCGCGAUUGCGUUCCCUGACCAAGUCAUCAUCGAUUGGAAUGGCGCAACCAUUGCUACUAUCGCCUUGCCUAACCUCUGCGCGUUUGCCGUCACUUCGAUUCCAAGCUUGAUAACCUCGGGUACCGUUACCAUCACUGACGAGGCUGCAUUCGAUCGCUUUGCAACAUUCUUGCUGCACAAUCCGAGCUUCGAUUGGUUUUUGCACACGCCUGCUUUGCAGGUCACGGCCUUGGGCACGUUCUUCAACAAUGUCAAUUUCGGCAAAACGAUCACGCUCGCAGCUUUCAAUGAUUUUAGCGAUGUUGCGGUCUCAAAUCUCGACGUCUUCCACGGCUUCCCAUCAUAUCUGCAGAUCAAUCUUGACGCAACGCUCAACAAUCCAUCCAAUCUUACGAUCGAUACUCAGCAAGUCGUCUUCAAUCUAGUGUUUGAGAAUCAAGUACUGGGUACAGCGAUCAUUCCUGACCUCGCACUCGUGCCCGGUUCGAAUACUUUGCCGUCCAUGGUACACUUUAUGCCAUCCGGCGACGGAGCUGUCGCUGCAGGCAAUACGCUGCUGGAAAACUUCAUUCAGGCAGUACCGACAACAGCUCAGAUCCAGGGAACGACUGAUUCGACGCCUUAUGUUCCGCUCAAGGUCGCACUAUCGACAUUGACACUCAACACGGUCAUUCCACCGUUGAUGCAGAAUCUAAUCACGCAAGCGCAGCUUACGUUCCCGCUCGACAUUGUUCAGACCGGCAUAGCGCAAGCAACUUUCAACCUCGACAACCCUUUUACGGCGGCCAUCAACCUGCAGAGCGUUGUGGCAAUGGCCAUCUAUCCGCUCACUAACCCCACUCUGAACCUCGGCAACAUUUCGCAGGCUAAUCUCAAUCCAGAGAUUACUGCGCCAGGUCAUACACAGAUCACAAGCCGGACGCUGCCGUUCAACUUCAACUUGGACCCCAAGACAAUCAUCAGACUGCUCGUUGCGCAGGCGGCGAAGAAUAACGUCGAUCUUGGCCCUCUGGUCGACCAAUUCAAUUAUGUACUAGGACUAGCUAGCACAGCUACUACGAUAACGACUGCAGUAGAUACCGGUGCCGCGCCUUGCGUCAGUGGACAACAAUUCGAUGUCUUUGGCGCGAUUUUGAACUCGCUCAAGAAUUUGGAUGUCAACCUGCAGAUCCAGUCUGGUCUCAGCUUGGACGACUACUCACUUAAUCUCGCUUUCAACCAGUUCGACAUCCCAACUAUCACGGACAGUACAGCGUUAUAUCUCAUCGGCGCUGUUGGUCCCACGAUCGUGCAACGACUGGUGGAUCAGGCAACGCUCACUGUAGCAUACGCCGACGUCUUUGAUGUCACCGACAAUGGCUUCACGACGACCCUGCACGGUAUUUUGGCUAACACAGGACCUUUCGAUGCAUAUAUCGGCUUUCCGCAGGGUCUUUUGAUCGAUUGGAUGGGCAUGACCAUCGCGAAUAUUGCCCUGCCGGACCUGUGCGCUGCCGCGACCACUUCGAUCCCAAAUCUGGUCACGAAUGGUGUGCUCACGAUUACCGAUCAGAGCGCGUUUGUGCAAUUUGCGACCUACAUUUUGCACAAUCCGUCGUUUGACUGGUUCCUGCACACUGCCGAUUUGCAAGUCACCGCGCUGGGUACGAUCUUUAGCAAUGUCAACUUUGGCAAGACCAUCACACUUGCAGCUUUCAAUGGCUUGCCGGGUGUCACUAUCAUGAACUUCGAUCUGCCAGGCGAUGCGCCCAAUAACGCUGGCAUCAACAUCCUCACCGGGUCGAUGAUACCUUCUCCAGCGCAGUUAGGCAUCGAUCUGGGUACCGCCAACUUUGUUGCAAAGUACUCAACAGCCACAGUCGGACCCAUCCAUAAUACCGGCGAUCUCUUCUUGGCUCAUCAGGCCACCACGACAGCGCAAUUGGCGGGCAUCAUUCAAAAGCAGCCUGACGCAAGCCUACCCGUGAUUGGACAGCUUUUCAGCCAGUUCUUGCGAGGUCUCGAUUCGACUUUAGCGGUGACGGGUGAUUCUGUCGUGUCAACCGCGCAGCCAAAUUCGCCAGUAAUGUGGCUCACGACAGCCUUCAAGACACUCACCUUGCAAGUAAUACUGCCCGGCACAGUCUACACCAUCAUCGACUCGAUUCUCCUACGUGAUCUCGAGGUCACUAUUAUCAAUGCAGAUCAGGCAUACGCCGUUCCGUCGUCCAACAAAGAGACCGACGCGACCUACACAAAUCCGUUCACCUUCAGUCUGCGGGCUCUAUCGACUGCAGUUCAUAUCAAUGUGGCCUACGCCGGCGUACCGACGGCUACACUAGACCUGCCAUCCGCGCCAGUGCAAGCAGGUGUUACUACAGGACAGCCAGCACCACUCGUGCUAGGUUUCACGGACGUUCCCCUCGUAUCCGUGAACGAUGAUCAGUUCAACGCUUUUUUCGCCGAGGUCACGGAUACGCAAAGAGCCGAUUUCUCGCUGCAAGGCACGGCCGACGUCGUGGCGCAGACGGCAUCCGGCGACUUUCCGAUUUCAGGUAUACCAUUUGGCGCAUCUUCGGAAUUCCCUACGGUGGCCGCAAUCAACACCUAUUUAGAUGGAAUCAACUCGUUCGGUGGCACUGCGACCAUACCGAACACUCCCAUCACGAUUGGCUCGGGCGGCUCGCCAUUCGGUGCGCCCGGAACGUUUGGUACCAAUGCAGGCAACGACUUCAUCCGUAUCACGAUCAACCCUGUUCAGCUUACUAAUCCAUCCACGGUCUCGGUUACGACUAAUGACAUUUCGCUAGCGGUCACAUACAUACCCCUGGCAGAAGACGGAGGCUCGACCGCGCCAGUCGGGCUCGCAACAAUUGCGAUGCUCGACCUCGUGCCUAUGGCUAACAGCGUUAUAUCGGAAUUUCAUUUCACGGGCACAGAUGCUGCUUCGCUGCAACUGGUCACGAAAUAUCUUACCAACGUUCCGGCGCCUUACGGUCAUCCCAUCGACAUCAGGAUUGACGGUACCCAGGCGUCCUCAGACUACGGGUCACUCAAGGAUGCGUUGGAUGGCGUGUCGCUCACGAGCUCGUUUCCUGGUAUAGGCGCUCGUUUGGUGGAUCGCAUCACGAUCUAUGUCAAUCUCGCAAUGGUUGUGUGUCAGAUGGAGGCGACCUUCACUUUCACGGUCAAGAAUCCACUCGAGGCAGCGGUGCUUAUUACUCAGGUCCGUGGCACGGCAUAUCAGCCAUCUGCCAGUCUUGGCGAAGUGCCGUACGCGACUUUUGAUCAGGCAAUAUCGUUCCGAGCAGAACCGACGGCGACUUCCGGGCAAUCGCCCAUCGUCACAGCUUCUUUGCCGCAACCGCUAACACAGAACCUAGUACUAGUCGCUAAUGCCGACAACUUCCAUGGAAGCACGGUCGGACUUGACGUGGAUCUGGAUAUUGAUACCACGGUGCAAUCGCCUAACCAAGAGACCGGUGGUUUUCCUCUCAUACAUCUCAGCUAUGCGGAAGUCAUCAUCCCUUACGAUGUCGUCUUUGUUCCCGAUAACGGUGCAGCAGAGUCGGGGUCGACCUUGCCAAUCUCAGUACCAGACCUCUCCAGUCUGGGGCCGGCGCUGCUAUCAGGAGUAAUCCAAUGCUUCACGUCGGGUGUUGGCAUGUCGAGCUUCUUCUUGCCAGUCAUUGGCAGCACAAUAGCGACUGUCGAAGGCGUUGUCACAUCCAUUGGCGGGCGUAUUGGGGGCAUUUCACUCGUCGGUGAUCUGACAGAUGCGGCUUUCGGCGGCGUUACAGGCGUAUUGGCGGCAUUGGGUAUAUCGACCGAUUUGGAUGGACUAAUCGACACAAUGAUCGGCGGCAUCAUGGGCACGUCCGUCGCCGCCAACGAGCUCGUCGUUCAGACGACGUCUUACACGACGCCUUCGAUCAUCAGGUCACUCUAUACUCAAUGUGCCUCGUUCAGUUCUCCCUGUCAGGCAUCUCUGCGUGGCGGAAAUACUGCCCGAGCAGCUGCUAUCACUCCUCUUGCGCGAAUUGUAGCGACGCCGUCAAGCCCGGUUACUACGACGUUGUCGCUACCAGUCACCCUCCCCAACGGCACGGUAGUGACUGAUAUCGUUCAGAGUAUCGUAGGCUUGGGCUCCUCUGGCGCGUCACUCAUCACACAGAUUACCUCACAGCUGGGAGUGCCUGGUGUAGGCAUCCCGAUCGCACCCACGCCUAAUGUCAUUCCCGUGCCCGAUGUCACGGUGGCCGACGUUCCUGUGGCUACAUCGAUCGCCGGGGUAAGCACGGUCAGCACGACAGACUCAACAGGCACCCCCAACUUGACCGACUUGACGAGUAAUCUCAUUCAGAGGAGAAGCAUGGGUACGCCAGCAGAUCAGCCCACACCCACGACCGCCCUGCUACCGAGACCGACAAAGCCACCUGCCCAGAAACUCCGCUUUGCCGAUAGACAGCUUAUCACUGGCAACGAUGGCCGGAGGGGUUAUGUCCUGACCCUCGAGGAGGCUCUCACCCUGGCACGCAACAUGGCGGAAGACGCAAAGUAGCAAUACAGCACCCCACAACGAUGUACACGGCGAUGUACAGCUUGGCCGCGACGCUGACUAGUGACAAGCGUGGAGCGCCUCGUUUGAACGUGUGCCAAGAGCAUUCACCUGCGCGUUCCCGAGAACCAUGACUGUGACCGGAGAUAGAGCCUCAGCUUAAGCCCUUGC